Dictyostelium discoideum AX4 is the source of this 2220-nucleotide messenger RNA. RefSeq lists its product as hypothetical. The transcript has a single exon. Gene Ontology annotation, biological process: siderophore biosynthetic process. The record is from RefSeq and is a predicted model, not a curated record. NCBI's taxonomy places the organism in Eukaryota, Evosea, Eumycetozoa, Dictyosteliales, Dictyosteliaceae. The coding region runs from base 1 to 2220 and encodes 739 amino acids. Gene Ontology annotation, molecular function: acid-amino acid ligase activity.
AUGUAUUUAAAUUCAAACAAUAAUAUAAAAAAUAAUGAUUUUUUUAAUAAUACAAUAAUAUUUUUAAAAGAAAGUUUUAGUGAAGAUAAAGAGAUUUUAAUUGAAUUUGAAAAUCAAUAUAUAAAUUCUUGCAAAAUUAUUAUAAAUAGAAUCAUUACAUUUAUAAUCAUAGAACAAUUAUUAAAUAUAAUUGAAAUUAAUAAUAAUCAAUUCAAUACUUUAAAUAUUAAUGAAAAUUCAGAAAAUCAAAUUAAUUUUUUUUUAAAUAAUAAUAAUGAAAAUAUUUUAAAAAUAAAAAAACCCAACUAUAAUAUUAAUAAUAAUAACAAUUCAAAUAAAAAAUCAUUUUUUCAUUUUGUAAUAAAAAUAAAAUAUAUAAAUAAAAUUAAUAGAAUAGAAUUAGAUGAAUUUCCUUAUAAAAUUUCAAACAAAAAUGGUAAUAAAAAAUCAAUAACAUGUCCGAUUCAACUAUUAGAUUUUAUUUUUAAAUAUGGUACCCAAUUUAAUAAAGAAUAUUCUGAAAAUUUUAAAAAAGAAAUUCAAAGUUCAGUUACAAAUUUAGCAUUAUCAUUUUUACUUUCAAAUAAAAGAUUUAAAUCAUACCAAAUUGAAGCAAAUAAUAAUAACUUUAAAGAUACAUUUGAUUAUAUAUUUUACAAAAUCAAAGAGUUAAAUGGUAAAUAUUUUGAUACAAAUAUUUUUUUUGAGCAAUUAAUAAAUUUUGGUCACUUCUUUUUUCCUUUUACAAAAUCAAAAAUUGGUUUUAAUCCAAAUCAAGUUGUAAUGUAUAGUUCUGAAUUUUCAAAUAAUUUUGAAAUGAGAAUUAUUGCAAUUCAUAAAUCAAUAGUAGUAACUUCAACUAUUGAUAAUUUAAAUAAUAAUAAUAAUAAUAAUAAUAAUAAUAAUAAUUAUAACUAUAAUUAUAAUAAUAUUAAUUAUAAACUAUUUGAAAUUUUCAAAAAUUUAAAAGAAGAUUGUGAAAAUUAUUUUAAAGAAUUAAAUUUAAAUUUAAAUGAUUAUCAAAUUUCAAUAAUUCAUCCAUUUCAAUUUAAUUUUAUAAUGGAUGAAAUUUAUAAAGAAGAAAUUGAAAAGAAAUUAAUAUUAAAAUUACCAUUAUUCAAUAAUAGUAAAUUAAAAUUUACACCAAGUCUUUCAACAAGAACAUUAUUUCCAAUUUCAAAUGAUAAUAUAAAUAAUAAUAAUAAUCAUUUUAUACCUCAUAUUAAAACUUCUUUAACAGUUUUAAUAACAUCAAACUAUAGAAGAGUUUCAAGAGCAAGUACAAUUGAAGGAAUAGAAAAAUCAUUAUUUUUUGAAGAAUUAGAAAAAAAGGAAAAAAAGUAUUGUGAAAAUGUUAAAUUUUUAAAAGAAGUAUUUUCAAUUUCACUAAAUUUUCAAGAUUUAGAAAAAUCAAGAUGUAUAAAUUCCAUAUUUAGAGAGAAUCCAAAUAUAUAUUUAAAAGGUGAUCAACAAUUUUUAAUGGUUGCAGCUUCUUUAUUUACAAAAUCAAUUGUUUCACCAAAUCAAUCCAUAUGUUCUGAAAUUAUUAAAAGAUAUCAUAAUCAUAACAUUGUUAUUGGUGGUGGUGGUGGUGGUGGUGGUGGUGGUGGUGGUGGUGAUAAUUUAUCAUUAUCAUUUUCAAUAAUGAAAUGGUUCAAGAAAUAUAUAACAAUAAUUUCAAGAGUAACAUUAAUUUUAUUUUUAAAAUAUGGUGUAGUGUUUGAAUCUCAUUUACAAAACACUUUAUGGAUAAUAAAUAGUUAUAGUGGUGAACUUGAGAAAUUAAUUAUUAGAGAUUUUACUGAUGCAACAAUUUCAAUUGAAAGAUUUUCAAAAGCCAAUAAAAAACAUUUUCAAUCAAUUUAUACAUCUAUACCACUGUAUGAAAAUAGAAAAAAAUUGAUUCAUAUUUUGACUCUUACCAAUUUCUGUGAAUUGGUAAUAAAUUUAUCAAAGGAUUUUAAUAUUGAUGAAGAUAUUUUUUGGUUGGAAAUUAGAAACAUUUUAAAAGAAACAACAAACUCAAUUAUAUCUGAUGAAAAUGAUGAAAUUAUUAAAAAUGAAAUGGAAUUAGAUAAAGAAUUUAUAUUAAACUCAAAAAUUGCAUCUUGCACUGCUCUUCAUAAAAAUCGUUUAUUUGAAAAUUUAAAAUUAGGACUUUCAAAAAAACAUGAAUAUUAUUUUAAUAAUCCAAUAUUUUUCAAGGAACAAAAUGUAUAG